Molecule: messenger RNA, 267 nt
Organism: Linum tenue
Lineage: Eukaryota; Viridiplantae; Streptophyta; Magnoliopsida; Malpighiales; Linaceae
Source: the annotation of a GenBank genome assembly
AUGCUCGGAAGUUGGGAGUCAUCGCCGUUGGUUCUUCUUUCUGUGACGACAUGUACCGGACAGGGUCAUCAAGCCAACAGAGGUCUGAGAUGGUUCAUGGUGUGUGACGACGACACAUUGGUGCUUGUGAAUAACUUGGUCGAGGUUCUAAACAAGUUUGAUCACACCGAGUACCAUUACAUUGGAGGCAACUCGGAGUGUGUAAAGUCCAAUGCCGACUUCUCAUUCGACAUGGCAUUUGGUGGGGCUGUCUAUGCUUUGAGCUAG